Messenger RNA from Solanum stenotomum, 933 nucleotides. RefSeq lists its product as uncharacterized. The record is from RefSeq and is a predicted model, not a curated record. Lineage: Eukaryota; Viridiplantae; Streptophyta; Magnoliopsida; Solanales; Solanaceae. The coding region runs from base 1 to 933 and encodes 310 amino acids. The transcript is spliced from 7 exons.
AUGAGAUAUGAUUUCAACAAAUUCCGCACUUGGAACAUCGGUUACACUGAUCGUACUAUCUUAAAAUGGUUCUCUGUUGGCUUGGCUGAUGAAUUAAGAUUUUCAUUUCUUGUCAGCUUCCAACCUCUUUCACCAGAGUCCUUUGAGACAAAAUCAGGCAUGCAGCCUCUCUCUUUGGUUUCAACUCAUCAAGGUUGCAGUGAAGGAAUAAAGAAUGAGCUUAUACAAACACCAUGGCUUUUGAUUGCUGCAAAAGUGAAGAAGGAUUUGCUUUUGUCAUUUCAACAUAUGAAGCGUAAGAUGGAGGAAGCUGUUAUGGCACAAAUGUCUGUAGUUGCUCGUUUUGGAAAAAUUCUCUUAUGGGGGAGUUCUUCAAUUGGUAAAGAUAGCCUAAAACUUAACUCAUUGACUGAAACUACUUUGAGAAAAAUGAAAGGAUCUUUCCAUACUGAUGUUCCUCCUUCGUAUAUGGAUUAUGUAGAAAAUCGAGUAGUGGAGAAUCUCGGACAAGAAUAUGUGCAAGGGAAAGAACUGUACUAUGUUAAGCUUUCCGAUAAGUUGAGAACUGAAUCAAUUGUUUCCUGCAAAUGUACUGUGGCAAAAGAUCAUAAUAAGAUUCAGCCUUACAAGAUUGAGUUGAACCGAGUACGCCACAUGGUUGCAGACAUGAGCAUUCUUGGAAAGAGCUCAGAUCUAAGAUUGUUUGUAUAUACCAAGAAAAUCAAGAAGGUUUUAUCUGUAAGUUAUUUGCUUUGUUCAAAUACAGAGAUAUCUUCAACUGGUGAGGUUGCACAGGAAGCUAACCUGAAAAUGUCUGGGAUUUUAUCCCAAUUGCAGGAGCAAACGAUUGACGAAAACCUGGUGCUUAAAAUGAUUGAAGACAACUUGAAGUUAAUCUGGGAUCACUGUUUGCAUGAUGGUUCUUCAAGCUGA